AUGAUGUCCGGUGGGCGGAGAACUCGGUCCUACGGCCGCCAACGAUCGCCGUCCAGUAGUAGUUUUUCCUCCAUCUCGGCCGAACCUCUGUUGAUGCAUACCCAGGAAAUCUACACAAACCCGGUUCCUUCCUUUUUAGAAGUCAAACCUGGGUUGGAGGUUGUUUCGGAAAAGAUAGGCAUGGAAGAAGCUGAUGUGGCGGGAGGACGAGGAGGAUCCCAGUCAGUUCUGGAGAAAGUAUCUUCGUUCAAUUUUGGGUCUCGGUUUCCCUCGCAGAAUCAAUUGUCGAUGCACUCUUCGGCAUCAGGAUUAUCAUUGCAAAAUUCUACAUUUUUGGCUCCAGGUGACAUUAACAAUAUGUCUCCUUCGCAACAUGGAAAUGGGGAAGGUGGUGAGCAGAACGAGAGAUGGACUCCAAGCAAUCCACAGUCCGCCUUGUCUUCCUUGGCCUUGAAACCCAAUUGGCGACUGCGGGACCGCAUGAAGACGGUUGGAGUUGCAUUAGUUUUGGCACUUAAUGUUGGAACGGAUCCUCCGGAUAUUGUCAAACCAAAUCCAUGUGCCAAACUCCAAUGCUGGAUGGACCCAUCGUCUGUGUCGAGAGCCAAGGCGGCUACGGACAUUGCCGAGCGACUGCAGGCCCAAUACGAAAAGUGGCAACAGCAGCGAUCCACUCGAAAUUUGCGGUACCGGCGGUUGCACGAUCCUACCGUGGAAGACGUCCGGGCACUCUGCUUGUGGCUCAGGAAACAGACCCGCCAAGAACGAGUUCUAUUUCAUUACAAUGGACACGGAGUUCCAAGACCAACGCCCAAUGGGGAAAUAUGGGUUUUUGACAAAAAUCAUACCGAAUACAUACCUCUUUCUGUGUCUGAUUUGAGGCAAUGGCUGGGCAAGCCGACCAUUAUUAUUUUGGACUGCAGCAGUGCGGGUGUCCUGCUACCAUUCUUGACACGACCCGUGUCGGAGAACUCUCCUCCCAACACACCCCAACCAGGCACGCCCACUCGAAAUCCUUCCAACAGUUUCCGAGACAGAGGCCACAACUACAACAACAACAACAACAACAAUAGAAUUGAUAUGGAUACGGCUGCAUCCAAUUGGGUCAAGGACACAAUCGUCUUGUGUCCAACAUCGGAGAAUGAGGGUCUUCCGAUGCAUCCGGACUAUCCAGCUGAUAUUUUUACAUCUUGUCUAACGACACCAAUCAAGAUUGCCCUUCGGUGGUUUGUUCGACGCAACCAGCACUCCAUGGGCAGCAUUGAUCCAGAGUCGGUGGACUCAAUUCCAGGAGAACCAAACGACCGCAAGACACCAAUGGGAGAGUUGAAUUGGAUCUUUACAGCAGUCACAGACAGUAUUGCCUGGGAUGUCUUGCCCAUGCCACUCUUCCAACGACUCUUUCGUCAAGAUUUGCUUUUGGCAUCCAUGUUUCGCAACUUUCUCUUGGCAGAUCGAAUCCUCAGAAGUCUGAAUUGUACUCCGCAAUCCUAUCCACCCUUGCCACAAGGAGUCGCCGAUCAUCCAUUGUGGCAGGCUUGGGACUUGGCCUGUGAGACCUGCCUCUUUGGAUUGAUUCACGAUGGAAUUUUGCAGCCAGUGGUAGUACCAAGGAAAACACAGCCUACGCACCACCAUCAAAAUUCGUCAGGAAUCCCGUCCAUACCUUCCAAUCAUUCCAGUCCAAUCACCACCCCGCCUGUCGUGCCAAUCGCUCAAACAACAGUGCCACAACAAAUGAUGCUGCAACCGACAGGUCAGCCUAUUGUUCCAUCAAUGUCCUCGGCGUCUUCACCAUUCUUUUCAGAACAACUGCGAGCCUUUGAAGUUUGGUUGGAAUAUGCUUCAAUUCACAAGGAUCGCCUGGAGGAAUUGGAUUCCCCAGAACAACUGCCUGUACUACUGCAAGUCAUGCUGUCACAAGUGUAUCGUACCCGGGCCUUGGAGUUGCUUCGUCGAUUUCUAGCGUUGGGACCUUGGGCGGUAAAUCUGGCGCUAAGUCUGGGGAUUUUCCCCUACGUCAUGAAGCUAUUGACAUCGUCAGAAUAUAAGAGUCUGUUGGUGGAUAUUUGGGCAUCCAUUCUUCUCUUUGAUCCCUCUUGUAAGGCCGAUCUGGUAAAGGAUGGAGCAAUUCCACAUUUCAUUCAGCCACUAACGGCUUGGUCAGAAGACGACCCUGCGGCAUCAGCAAAACAGCGAACCUUUGCUGCCUUUUUGUUAGCGGCAACUUGCCACGAACAUCCAAAGGCCCAACUUGAAUGUAUGAGGCAGAAUUUGCAUGGCCACUGUUGCUCAUUGAUCUCGAAUUAUGUGAAGUUAAAAGAGCAGAUUGACGACAAUGGUUAUGAUACCUUGAAUUCACAACUUAUGCCAUCGGCAAAUCGGGAAUGGAUCUGCACCUGCAUGGGCAACAUGAUACAAGGCAACCCAAUUGCACAGCAAGAAGCCUAUAAAUCGAAUAUGCACUCUUGUUUGAUAUCCAGAUUGGAGGACGACGAUGCUGCCAGUGUCCGAGCCGCAUGUGCAUUUGCACUUGGAUGCCUCUUUGACUACUCGUCUGAUGCAGCUCCAACAGCCCCGCCUCCAAUGAACUUGGGACCAUCUGGCCUUCCACCGCCAACAUUCAAGCCUCAAAAUGCUGGCAUGAUGCAGCAGCAAAUGAUGCAGCAACAACAGCAGCAAUUGCUGUCACCACAACAGGGCUUUGGUCAACAACGGAUGCCUGGUGGCAUCUCAACUAUUCCCAGCGGACUAACAUCGUCUUCGGCAUUGUCAGCUGGACUACAAGGGCGUCAAUACCAGCAGCAAACGCAUCAGCCAGGGGCGAUAUCAAACCAACUGCAGCCACAGCAGCGGCAACAACAGCCACUUCAGCCACAGCUACAACCACAGAUACAAGGCCUUACUCCGCAACUUCAACCUGGAGGACAGCCUUCGAUGCUGAGUCCAAUAGGCGCAACAUCACGGGGGCUUCGUUUGGGAGGACAACAGCUUUCCUCUGGAGUUCCCUUCCUGAACCAGCAAGGCAUGUUCAGCCCACAGCGGGCUGGCGGAAACGUUCUGGGGGCGUCCACACCAUUUUCGCCGGAUCGUAAUACGUCCUUUAUCGGAUCACAGCUUGACAAUUCCAUGCAGCAAAGUCUAUUGCCCCAACAGACGACUCGCGCUGUGUACGAAAACAGACAGCGAACCGGCCUGGAUCUUACAGUUUCCGAAGCUCUAUGCAACGCGCUGGUUGAUGGAAGUGCUUUGGUACGACAUGAAGCCACCAUGGCGCUGUGCAAUUUCGUAGAAAAGUACAUUGAAGCCUUUUUGGUAGUGGCUGAAGAAUCUGUUGAAAAAUCCAAUGCGAGCGAAACGGAGGCCCAAAACGUCACUACUGUCCCCCGAGGUUUUGAUCGUGUGGCUCUGGACCGAUUGGCAGUCUGCUGGAAAACUUUAAAGGGUUUGCAACAAAGGGAGACGCAUCCAAAUGUGGUCAAGGUUGUGAUGACACUGAUGAGUCUUGUGAAUGAUCAACUGAUGGACCUCCGAAUGAAGGCAAAGAAAGAGCAAUCACUGGAAGAAAAACUUCAUGGCAUUGAAGAAGAAGGAAUCGGAACUGACAUUGAUAGCAUUCAAUCGUCGCCCAAGAUGUUGUCUCCACGAAUUGGAUCUGCCAGCAGCUCCACUUCGUUAAGACGAAUGUCCCCAAGCGGAAUCGUUCUGAACAAUGGCCUCCAACACUCGACAAGCUCAUUGAGUGGUCUUGUGAACUCCCCCGACGUCAACUCAGAGAAGAGCAAGAACGAAUACAUCUUUCCCAAGUCCACCUUCUAUUCCUGGAAAGUGGAAACCUUCCCAGACAAUAUCGAAAAUGCUGAAGAGAAGGAACUGGAGGACUUGGAUCCCUUGAAUCCAGCGGGUGCGCUUUUGGCGUACCAGGAGCAACGCAAUUUCAAUGUAUUGUACAAGGCUCGCAAGCUAGCAAAACACUUUGAAAACUUGAGACCCAAGAAAUCAGCCAAACGAGAACGAGGGCCCUAUAUUGACGAUAUGGACGAUAGCGAGGAUGAAGAAGCAGAAGCCCAAGAUUUGGCGUUGAAGAAUGCACUCAGAGUAAAGGAAUCCAAAGUAUUUCGGAACAAGGGACACACAAUGACGUCCAUGCUCAAGUUCCACUCCUAUGAGGAUGUCUUGAUGGUAUGUGAUGAUCAAGAUAGUGUCUCAUUUUGGGACUAUGAAAAUGGAAACCGGGCGCUCUGUUUCAACAAUGGGAACCCCAAAAAUACUCGAAUGACUGCUGCCUUUUGGAUCAAUGAAUCGUCAAGGAAUCUAUUCUUUGUUGGCUGUGAUGACGGAUCCGCUCGGAUAUGGGAUGGAACAUUGGAACGAAAUGGAUACAUUGCAUCUGGAGGUCCGUCGUUGCUGUCUACUUUUGACGCGGCUCCAGACAUUGGGGAAGGAGGACCUGGUGGUAGUGGUCUCUUCUGCGAAUGGCAACAACACAGCAACAAGUUAAUUGCUGGAGGAAACUCUAAAUAUAUUCGCUGUUGGGACUUGGAAACGGAAAAGUGCGCUCGAACUCUCCCCACCAACACGGACGCUUGCGUCACUACCUUGUGCACUGCUUGGGAUUAUGAAUUGGAAAUAGCCGCCUCGGGAAGCAUGGGCAUGGGCCCCAAUACCGUCGUGGCUGGCCAUUCGGAUGGCUCGCUAAAACUCUUUGACAUUCGAUCUCCCACGGGAGCUCUACCCAUGGAUGCAAGACGAAGGACACCCCGCAAAGACAAGUACGCAGAGCACUCAAGUUGGAUUGUGGAAUUGUCGUUAGUAAGUUAUAAUGGCCGAGCCGAAUUGGUGUCCGGCAGUCUGGAUGGAGAAUUGCGAACCUGGGACUUGCGCAUGAAGGGCAGUCUCCGCAGCUUUGAAGUCCAACGGGGCAUGACAGCUCUUUCGGUACACAAACAAAUCCCAUUGGUAGCCGCAGGUUCCCACACCAAAUACAUCAAAAUUACCAAUUUGGAAGGAGAUGGUUUGCAGAUUAUUCGGCAUUACGACGAAUUGCACAAGCAAAAAUUGGACCCCAUUAGUUGUUUGGCGUUCCACAAGCACAAAAUGAUCUUGGCAGCAGGGACGACCGACUCGUUGGUGAGCAUUUACAAGCCACGGCAUACACCCAGAAUAUGA
This is a messenger RNA of Cylindrotheca closterium, 5169 nucleotides long. The record is from the annotation of a GenBank genome assembly. NCBI's taxonomy places the organism in Eukaryota, Bacillariophyta, Bacillariophyceae, Bacillariales, Bacillariaceae.